This is a messenger RNA of Labeo rohita (rohu), 1621 nucleotides long. RefSeq lists its product as uncharacterized. The transcript has a single exon. NCBI's taxonomy places the organism in Eukaryota, Metazoa, Chordata, Actinopteri, Cypriniformes, Cyprinidae. The coding region runs from base 3 to 1538 and encodes 511 amino acids. Gene Ontology annotation, molecular function: catalytic activity. The record is from RefSeq and is a predicted model, not a curated record.
AAAUGAUAAAACUUGGCCUUUUGAAUAUCAGGUCCCUCUCUACAAAAGCGCUUUUUGUAAAUGAUAUGAUCAUUGAUCAUAAUCUAGAUGUGCUAUGUUUGACAGAAACCUGGCUAAAAUCAGAUGAUUACAUUAUCUUAAACGAGUCUACUCCUCAUGAUUACUGUUAUAAACAUGAGCCACGUCUAAAAGGUAAAGGGGGAGGUGUUUCUACAAUUUAUAGCAAUAUUUUUAGUGUUUCACAGAGAGCGGAUUUCAAGUAUAACUCAUUUGAAGUAAUGGUGCUUCAUAUAACAUUAUCCAGAGAAACAAUUGUUAAUGAUAAAUCCCCUAUGACGUUUGUACUUGCUACUGUAUACAGGCCACCAGGGCACCAUACAGAUUUUCUUCAAGAAUUUGCUGAUUUUAUAUCUGAGCUGGUGUUGGCUACAGAUAAGGUCUUAAUAGUAGGUGACUUUAACAUCCAUGUUGAUAUUGAAAAUGAUGCGCUGGCAGCUGCAUUUACAGACAUUCUAAAUUCUAUUGGAGUUAGACAACACGUGUCAGGUCCCACUCAUUGUCGAAAUCAUACUCUAGACUUAAUACUGUCACAUGGAAUUGAUGUCAAUGCCGUUGAGAUUCUGCAGCAAAGUGAUGAUAUCUCUGAUCAUUAUCUAGUCUCGUGUAUUCUCCAGAUGACUAAAACUGUAAAUUCAACUCCUUAUUAUAAGUAUGGUAGAACCAUCACUUCUACUACAAAAGAUUGCUUUCUAAGUAAUCUUCCUGACUUAUCUGAAUUCUUCAGCAUGUCCAAUAGCUCAGAAAAACUUGAUGAAGUAACAGAAACUAUUGACUCUCUCUUUUCCAGGACUCUAGAUACGGUCGCUCCUCUGCGCCUAAGGAAGAUUAAGGAAAAUAGUCCGACCCCGUGGUAUAACGAGCACACUCGCGCCCUAAAGAGAGCAGCCCGGAAAAUGGAGCGCAGCUGGAGGAAAACAAAAUUAGAGGUUUUUCGUACUGCUUGGCGGGAAUGUACCCUAUCGUACAGAAAAGCGUUAAAAUCGGCCAGAUCUGACUACUUUUCGACUCUUUUAGAAGAAAACAAACAUAACCCUAGGUAUUUAUUCAAUACAGUGGCUAAGUUAACAAAAAAUAAAGAACCAACAGGCACUGACUAUGCCCAUCAGCAUAGCAGUAAUGACUUUAUGAACUACUUUACUUCUAAGAUCGAUACAAUUAGAGACAAAAUUGUCACUAUGCAGCCGUCAAUUACAGUGUUGCAUCAGAUAGUGCGCUAUAGAUCUCCUGGGGAACAAUUCAACUCAUUCUCUACUAUAGGUCAGGAAGAAUUGUAUAAACUUGUUAAAUCAUCUAAACCAACAACUUGUAUGCUAGACCCUAUUCCAUCUAGGCUACUAAAAGAGAUGCUUCCAGAUCUCAUAGAUCCUCUGCUAAAUAUUAUUAAUUCAUCACUGUCAUUAGGAUAUGUCCCCAAAACCUUCAAACUGGCUGCUAUUAAGCCUCUAAUUAAAAAACACAACUUGACCCCAACGAAUUAACUAAUUACAGACCUAUCUCGAAUCUCCCAUUUCUGUCAAAGAUAUUAGAAAAGGUUGUAUCCUCACAGUUAUCUUCCUUCCUA